Messenger RNA from Nomia melanderi (Alkali bee), 3254 nucleotides. It is a transcript of the gene IKKepsilon, whose product is annotated as I-kappaB kinase epsilon. Gene Ontology annotation, cellular component: cytoplasm. Gene Ontology annotation, molecular function: ATP binding; protein serine/threonine kinase activity. NCBI's taxonomy places the organism in Eukaryota, Metazoa, Arthropoda, Insecta, Hymenoptera, Halictidae. The record is from RefSeq and is a predicted model, not a curated record. Gene Ontology annotation, biological process: peptidyl-serine phosphorylation.
UACUGAGUCAAGUUAGAUUAAGAAUUACAGUUCAUUCGAAAGUCCACCUGUAUGUUGACAAGCGUACAUUAUGCGUUAAUAAUGUCGAAGUUGCGUUGAUUUUCAUGUAGCAUCAUGAAAUAAUUCGUAGGAAUGUCGAUUAACAAAAGAUUUACAGAUGUAUAAUAUAAUUGAAACUUCAUAGGUACGGAAUCUAAGAGGUUAAGCUACUUGUCAACAUUGAAAACUGUACGCAUCUUGCGUGAACUGUCAAGAAGGAUAAAAUGUCUUUCCUACGUGGUUCCGCACAUUUUGUCUGGUGUACAACCAGUGUUCUCGGGAAAGGUGCAACUGGUGCAGUUUUUCAAGGUGUAAAUAAAAGUAAUGGGGAACCCGUCGCAGUAAAAACUUUCAAUCAGCUGAGUCAUAUACGUCCACACGACGUACAAAUGAGGGAAUUCGAAGUCCUGAAGAAAGUAAAUCAUGAAAACAUUGUUCAGCUAUUGGCGAUUGAAGAGGAACAAGACGGUCGUGGUACUGUGAUUGUUAUGGAACUUUGUACAGGAGGCAGCCUUUUUAAUAUUCUUGAUGAUCCAGAAAACACUUUUGGUCUAGCAGAAAGCGAGUUCUUAUUAGUCCUGGAGCAUUUAACUGCUGGAAUGAAGCAUUUACGCGAUAAUAAUUUAGUACAUAGAGAUUUAAAGCCAGGUAAUAUAAUGAAAUUUAAUGCUGAUGAUGGUAGGACAAUUUACAAGCUUACUGAUUUUGGUGCUGCUAGAGAAUUGCAAGAAGACCAACAAUUUGUAUCUUUAUAUGGCACUGAGGAAUACUUGCAUCCAGAUAUAUACGAACGAGCUGUUCUACGUAAACCAGUAGGAAAAACAUUUGGAGCAACUGUAGAUCUAUGGUCGAUAGGCGUAACGUUAUACCAUGUAGCCACUGGAAAUUUACCAUUCAGACCAUUUGGUGGAAGAAGGAAUAAAGAAACAAUGUUUUAUAUUACUACAGAAAGAGCUACUGGUGUAAUAUCAGGUGUGCAAACUUCAGAAAAUGGACCAAUCGAAUGGAGUAGAGAAUUACCACAAAAUUGUCAGUUGAGUGCUGGAUUAAAAAAAAUCGUAACUCCUUUGUUAGCUGGUUUAUUAGAAGUUGAUCCUCAGAAGAUAUGGAGCUUUGAACGUUUUUUCACAGAAGUUACCGAAACUCUGUCCAGAAAACGUGUGCAUAUAUUUAAUGUCCAUAAAGGUAGUCUAAUAAAAAUCUUCUUGCAUCCAGAAGAGAAACUGACAGCACUGCAACUACAUAUUCAAGAUCAAACCGAUAUUGUUCCACAUGUUCAAAUCCUUUUAUUUGGAGAUGCAUUUUUAACAAAUAUUAUUGAAGAAUCCACACCAGGAAAAGGUUACCCAGAUACAUCUGAAGAUAAACCAUUGAUGUUGUUUUCCAAGGAAAAUAAUAAUGUUGCUCUACCGAUGGACUCUGAGUUACCCAAAUUUCCAGUAUUUGCAAAUUUGGUGUCCGUAGAAAAUGAUGCAAGUCAAGCCAAAGUAGCUUGUUCAAUCGGAUAUGUAUGCAAAAGAAGAAUAGACAAAUUGGUACUGUGCAGUAAGUUAUCACAAGAUGCAAUAAAAGCAUUCAGUGGACUUGUUUCAACAGAACUUACAAGAUUGUUAGAAAAAUGUCAACAUUUUAAAGAAUUUACUAAAGCUGUAGAAGACACUGCAAUAGCAGUAGAAAGAAGUGAGAAUCUUGCUCGACAGAUUUCCAAAAAAUUGGGCAUUCAAAACAGUUUAGAAACAAAGAAUUGGAAAAAAGAACUAGAUUUAAAGAGUAAAGAACUUCUGACUGAAUUAGCUCCUGCAAUAGUACAACUUCAUCAAAGGUAUGUAAAAGAAGGUAGUUUGCGUGCUGGCUGGGAUAAUAAUACUCGUGGAUUAUGGUGUCCAUGGGCGAAUAAAGCGAGUCAAAAAGCAGCAACUUUAGUUGACCGUUUACGAGACGGAUGGCAACAUUUGUUACGGGAUAGAGCUACCCGUAGUCUUACAUACAAUGAUGAGCAAUUUCAUGUACUGGAAAGAAUAAAGGUUACAGAAACGGGACAGAGAAUAAAAAAUCUUCUUGAAACAUUUUGUAUACCAUCAAUGAUAAAUAGAUCUGAAUAUGUUGCCGAUUGGUAUAAAAUUGCGCAAACCGUCUUCCUACAAACUCAAAUAUUAGAUAAAGACGUAGAUAACUAUGAACAAGUAUUAGAAACAUAUUCAUAUCGUUUAUCGCAAGAGAGUAAAGAACAUUAUGAAAAUAUUUUACAUUUAAUCGAUAGACUUCCAGGAAAAUUAAAAACAAGUGAGAAAACUAAUCAACCUACUCAAGAAAGUGCAAAAGUAUGGAAAAAACUUUGUGUUACACAAGAAAGCCUUACAAUGAUUUUACAUAGAAAUGGGCGACUUAUCGAUCAGCUUGAUCGUUUGUCAUCGCUCGAAGGUAUAGAGGAUACAGAUGAUUUGGAAUACAUAUCAAUUUAGCAAUUACUACUUUAAUUUUUACCCUUUCUUUUACAUUUUUAAGAAUAAGACUGACAUGUAUAGCAAGUUUAAAGAACGCAUAUUGUUAAAGAAUAAGUAAUAUAGUGUACCUAGAUGUAAAUAUUAAGAUACAAUGUACAGUGUAAGAGUCACAAAUUAUUUUCUCUUACUAGACGAGGGACAUAUGAUAAAAAUUGGUGUAUUAUGUAUAUAGUCAAUGUCCAUAAACUAUAUUUUCACGUAUUUGCAAUGUAUAUACAGCACUAAUAAAUACGAAUUGUGAAGUAGAUCAUAUUGCUCAGUUACAUUAGGAAAAAAACUAUAAAAACAAAUUGGACUUAGUACUUAUUAUAUACAUGUAUAUUGAUUUAAUACGGGUAAAAAAAAUUGUAAAUAUGUCAUUGUAUUUAUAGACAUAAUACGUUUAUGCAGUAAAAAAGUAUAGAUAUAUACAAAUACUAGUUUAUCUUUAUAGAAAUAAUUAUGUAUAAUUUAAAAUUUUAGCUUAUGCAAAUGUUACAGUAAUCCUUUGUUCACAUAUUUUUCAAUAGAUUUUGUUGACCUGCGAAAUGCAAUAAUGUAUAUGUAAAAUACCACUUAGUAAUAAAAAACGUAAUUUUUAUAUUUUACUUUUCGAAAAUAUUUCUAAUUAACGUGUUUUUUUUCUAAUGAAUAUGUAAUUAAACUUUACUUCAUUCAGAUAAUCCUUAAUUACAAUUAAUUCAAAUCACUGUGACUUUUUAAUGACAAAAU